Osmia lignaria (orchard mason bee) is the source of this 11229-nucleotide messenger RNA. RefSeq names its product dual specificity tyrosine-phosphorylation-regulated kinase 2. The record is from RefSeq and is a predicted model, not a curated record. Lineage: Eukaryota; Metazoa; Arthropoda; Insecta; Hymenoptera; Megachilidae. Gene Ontology annotation, cellular component: cytoskeleton; nucleus; cytoplasm. Gene Ontology annotation, molecular function: protein serine/threonine kinase activity; protein serine/threonine/tyrosine kinase activity; ATP binding. Gene Ontology annotation, biological process: peptidyl-threonine phosphorylation; peptidyl-serine phosphorylation.
GACUCUGGUGAACUGCGGUAUACAAUAAUGUCGGUCGGUUUGAUUUCGCGGGAAAGGCAGGAACUAACGCGGGAGAAAGAUUUAACCAUCUAGAUGUACGUAUUAGUUUAUGGCCUCCCCUUGGCUUCGAAACAAGAAUACGAGUGGUCAUCUGUGCGUGCGGCAAGCACCAACCGUCUGUAAACGUGAUAGUGCAGGCGUGGGUGUUGCAGCAGGCGUUUCUUUAUGAGUAGACAAAUGGUGCUCCCGCUUUGAGUGCAUUGUGAAUCAGUGGGUGUGAAUUUCUCUGUGAAAAGUUGUGCCGGAAUUGAAAACCUAGUGUUAAAUUAAAUACACCACACGAGAAGCGUUACCUUCCACUAGGUUGAAAAUCGAGCAUAUACAAGUUCGUUAAUCACGCAUGCUAGACGUAGUGGAAGGGGUAACAAAAACACCUGUAUACUAAAUCUAUAGAUACAGCGGUGGAGUCAGUGGAAACAAGAGGACACUCGGCAUCUCGUGGAAAUCACGAUGGAGGGAUCUCUAUCACCGGAAGCGUCGUGCUACGUCGCUUAACCGUGAAGAAUCUCUUAUACCGUAUCGGCAUUGUUUUUUAAAAACAGAAAGUUAAAUACACGUGACGAUUGUGCUGUAUCGAGUUAGUUAGCCUGGCCGUUCGUCCGUUUGCCUGGUCGUCUACCUCUUCUAAACCGUCCUGACACAACGUUUAACGGGGGUAUAAAAAGAAUAAACAUGGCGGCGACGCGAGAGAGAUAGACAGGGGAGCGAGAGAAGGGAGCAAGAGAAAGAGAGAGAUAAAGAAAGAGAGAGAAGUCAGCCAGCCAGCUAGCCAGCCAGUCAGUGUGCCAGAAGCGACGAACUUCGUUUCGUGUCGUCUUUGUUUCCAUGAGUGAAAAAGAUCUGUCGUUCUUCAACCAUCCACCCAUUUCUGCAUUUAUUCACUCGUGCAUGAGUAAAUCGUUGAAAAUAACAAGUUUGCACGAUUAAUGCCGAGUGAACGUUUCGCUUGUAAACAGUUAUCAAGGUGCGGUCACGUUCAUCGUGUUCGCGGUGUUUGCUUCGAUUUUCAUGCGUGCGGGGUCCACGACCGAGCGUGUGAGAGAUCCACUAACACAUAGUCUGGCAAUAGGGUGGCUCGAGUUUGAGCCUCCUCAGGGUUGACAUGAUAUGUCAUUGCCGAAGAAAUUUCGACGCCGGUGACAACGACCGUGCGACAGUUUAUCGAAUUGAUACGAUGCGAAUAAUUACAUGAAGACGCUGGAUCUGGUGAAAAAUCAAAUAACUGCCUGAGAAGACAAGGUUUCUUCUAUAGUUACGAAUGAUGUAUUGAAUAAAAUAAAAUCGAGAAAUUUUCAACGAGCCGAGUGUGUCGCAUGGAAAUGGUGUUAUCAAUUGGGAAUCUCCGUUGGUCAGUGACGAUGCUUCUACGAAAUCGGUGAAUCUCGUUCGUCGUAAACAUCGAAUAACAGUGUUUAACGUACGAACGGUAGAAUAAAUAUUCUUGAGUGGUUCGUUUGUGGAAGAAGGGGGAAAAAAAAGAAGAGGAAAGGAAAAAGUUCGAUGGAGAGAAGUCGUGCAAGUUGGACGGCCCGGUGCCAAUAACCUCCGUGGUUAGGAAGUAGACAGUUUUCGCACGAUGCGUUUGCCCUCGUGCGCGAUACAUUAUAAAAUUAGACGUUCGAAACUUCGCGCGAAGGUAAAAGGAUUACGUAGUUUCCAUGCAGCUACGAAGGUGGAAACAUUGAAUUGCGAUGGUAACGAGGGUAGGGUCAAGCGACGAAGGGAAUUAAUACGAAUCGGAUGAAUAAUUCGAGAAGGGGAGGGGGGAGGGACCUCUCCCUCGUAGAAGACAGCUGUGCACGGUCGGAAGUGACGUCAGACAGUGGGUUCAUAGUUCCUCUUAUUUUUCUCGCUCAGCUUUUCCGCCCGGUUUCGAAGGGCUGACGAGAGCGCCGGACAAGGAAAGACGGGCCUUUUCACGAACGACUCGUUAACCGUCGCCCAGCGAAUCGUCACAAUUUCUAGUCCGCUGUAUUUACACCGAGAACCACGAAUAUUUUUUAGACGUUCAAUUGUAUUUCGAACGCAUGACCGAAAGGAAUAAAAAACGUAAGCGUAACGAUGAUAAGUUAAUUCGAACCAUUCGAAUGCAGUCUUAUCGAGCGAGCAUCGAAGACAUAUUGGAUGCGUCUUAGGAGACUUAAUAACUCUGAAGGUGUUCGCUAACGUCCCACGUGGGCGGACGAGGCAUUUCGCUCGUGAAAUUUCGACCCUGACGAGAACGAGACUGAAAGUAAAUCGCGUUAAUGCUUUUUAGUCGAUUUAAUUUAUUGAAAAAAACGAAAGGACGUCGCUGACGAUGUGACGGCUCUUCUAACGGAUCGACCAAAUUUACUAUUAUACAUACAUAUAUAUAUAUAUAUAUAUAUACGUAUACAAUAAAAGCUUGGAACAAUAGAAGAGAUAUCGAGCGAUAGCAAUAAAACAAACUAGCGUGUUAUCAACCUCGAACCAACAUGUUUUUUUAUUGUUCGAACGACAAUACACGGUGACAGGUUGAAGGAUAUAUGGAAAAAAAUUGAAAUAUCGAAGAGAAGAUAUCGAAGGACGAAUCUGUUGGAUCGUUCGAUGGUUGCCUCUUUCGUCGCUCGACCGAUCGGUCUGUCCGGCAAAAAACACACGCUUCUAAAUCAUCGUCAAAUGGACACAAAUGACUAGCUUAAUUCUAUCGGCGAACACGUACGAGAUGUCCCUGUCAAGACCGAACCUGUUCGUACCCGCGAGCGCGAUCUCCACGCAGACGUACAUCACGUCGAGCGAGACCAAUCACCUGCCACCGUUAAAGGGUAGCGCGUUAGCCCUGAAGCAGUCGACCAGUGAGUCGUCGCCCAGUUACUUGACCCGGUCCGCUCAUAUGUCUGGCACUCAUCUGCCGAGCUUAAGUUCCAGCGCCAACAACAGUCUGCUCAGUCUGACUGGUAACUCGGACAGUCUGAACUUGAGCCUCGGCUCACACGCCGCCGGUCACAAUUCCAGUCACAAUUCCGGUCACAAUUCCAUACGUAACACCAGUCAUAACUCGCAUUCGCAGCCGGACGGUCAGUCGAGUAGCGCGUUACCGAAGAACGGCCGUCCGAACGGUAGUUCCUGCGGUAGCGCCGGCACCUAUAAACCCAAGACCAUCACCGCCACCCCGGACGCCGUACUCAAGAUCUACAAGAACAGAUUGACGCCGUACGAGCAUCAGGAGAUCCUCGAUUAUCCCCAGAUAUACUUCAUCGGGGCGAACGCGAAGAAGAGGCCGGGCAUAAUCGGUCGACCGAACAACAAUGACUACGACAACGAACACGGUUCCUACAUCCACGUGAAUCACGACCACGUUGCCUACAGGUACGAGGUCCUCAAGGUGAUCGGCAAAGGGGCGUUCGGUCAGGUGGUCAAGGCUUACGAUCAUAAGAAACAGGAGCACGUUGCCUUGAAGAUGCUUAGGAACGAGAAGAGGUUCCAUCGUCAGGCGCAGGAGGAGGUGAAGAUACUGAGGAAGCUAAGGGAACAGGACAAGGACGACACGAUGAACAUCAUUCAUAUGUACGACUGGUUCACGUUCCGCAAUCACAUGUGCAUCACCUUCGAACUGCUCAGUAUUAAUCUCUACGAGCUGAUUAAGAAGAACAAGUUCCGUGGAUUCAGCAUGCAGCUGGUUAGGAAGUUCGCCCACUCGUUGCUUCAGUGCCUCGUCGCCCUUUACAAGAACAGGAUCAUUCAUUGCGACAUGAAGCCGGAGAAUAUUCUGUUGAAGCAGCAAGGGCGCGCCGGUAUUAAGGUGAUAGACUUUGGUUCGAGUUGCUACGAGAACCAGCGCAUCUACACGUACAUUCAGAGUCGGUUUUACCGGGCGCCGGAGGUGAUCCUGGGCGCAAAAUACGGGAUGCCGAUCGACAUGUGGAGUCUCGGUUGCAUCCUCGCCGAGCUGUUCACCGGUUUCCCACUUUUGCCAGGGGAAGACGAGGCGGACCAGAUGGCUUGUAUCAUCGAGCUGUUAGGCAUGCCACCGCCGGAGGUACUGGAAUCCGCGAAACGACGCAGGCAGUUCAUCAAUUCGAAGGGUUAUCCACGAUACUGUACCGUCACCACCACGUCGAACGGUUCGAUCAUCGUGAACGGUAGCAAUUCUAGGAAAGGAAAAGGCCGCGGACCACCGGGUUCGAGGAAGCUGAAGCAAGUGUUGAACUGCGACGAUCCUUAUUUCGUCGACUUCAUACGAUGCUGCCUGAGAUGGGACCCGGAACAAAGGCUGACGCCUAGCAAAGCUUUGAAGCACAUAUGGUUACGUCGAAUGUUGCCAAAGCUUCCGCAGAACACUACUCACGACGCUUUACCCGCGUUACCAGCCGCGGCUGCUCCACCACCUCCCUCGACCACCGGGCUAAGAACUUCGGCUACCGGUAGCCGAAGUUCCAGCAAGUCGAACAUAUUGCAAACUAACAACACCGAGAACACGAACAAGGUGAAGCAGUUGAACGAGUUCCUACACACCAUGUGCACCAUAUAUUCGGCCCUGAACCGUACGAACGGAACGGGCCGACCAGCUCAGCCGGUCUCGGCUAAUCAUCAAGCCAGGGUCAGCAGUCAUCCGUCGUUGAACUCGAUCGCCGGUGACGGUGGUAGCAGCGGGGGCGACGGUUGCAGCAGUAGUACCAGCAGCGGACAGCACAGUCAUCAGUUGCAAAGCGUACCGCAUAACAAUGGUUCGCACGGAUCCCACGGAUCCCAUGGAUCUCACGGCUCGCACGGGUCCCAUGGAUCGCAUGGGUCCUCGCACGAUAGUCGCAGCUCCCUUCGUGUACGCGGUGUCGGCCGAGUCGACUGACGUUUAACGAGGACAUCAUCGAACAGCAGGGACGAGUCACCGAAAUACGAGGCCACUCUUUCUCUCCUCUAACGCGUCGAUGAUGUUUCGUUGCUGGUCUCGGAUGUAACAGGUCCUCCUCCUUGUCGAUUCAAGGAUAAUGCUACCUGCCAAACGACACCGUCUGGUGCCUCCUACCUCUGGUAGCGUUCGACUAGGGUUCAGAGAAAGGGUGGUCCCGUAAUCGACCUCCAGGUAUUACUGUGAUCUUUAGUAAAACUGCUGAUGGUGAAGGAACUGUUUAAAACAAUAUGCUCGCGAUACCUCGAAUCAUGUACCUCAUCGCGUUGCUGUCCGAUACGCUUGUCCAGCAUUCAUUUCUCGUAGUCGUCGUCGAUGUUGUUUACUUUUGUACUCGAGUAUUUGUGUGAUAACGUUGUAAGAGCGAUGACACCUAGUUUACGUUCGUAUCUAUAUGUUCUUAGCGUGGAAGGAAUGCGGGAGGUUAUUUGUGUCCAGGGAAGCGUAGAAGCAAAGAUUUGUGCACCGUCUCGAUGAAUCGAUUCUGUUCGAGUCAAAGGGUUAUUUGGUCGACGUCUAAGGACGAAGCUUAUUCGAUAUAGCGAGGCCAUUGCUGAGAGCAGCCUUUCACGCGAACAAGAAUCUAAUAAUCAAAGGGCAUGGAGCACAGCCGCCUCGUUGAAUAGAGUCAUCCGGCAGCUUUUUAGGUCAACCGAUUCCUCCGGUAAUGCUAUCAGUUGCUAGCAGAAGGGGAACGUUGAUUUUCAAUCGACGCGAACCGCUGCUUCUUCUUCUCCAUGAUUAAAGGACACUUGGCUUGUCUUUCCACUGAAACGCUACUUUGAAAUCACUAUUACUUUCUUCAGUUUCGCGAAUCCAGGAUUAUCGAGCCUCGAUCUUCAUUCAACUCGAUUCUUUUGUUUCGUGGAAUCUGAAUCUGGAAAAUUAUCUUCAGUCCCUUGUCUCAGCAAUCUUUCUCACCUUUCAAUUUCAUCGUCACUCGAGUGUAAUUUAUAAAUAAUUUAUUCCAUGUACUUUUUAAUUCUUGCCAAUAGCUUUAAGCUUCAAUUUAUGAUCUUGCAUUUUUUUUUUUUCCUUCUUUCUGCAUCUGUUAGAAACUUUUAUUGUGCAUUUUUACGGUGUUCCAUCAUUUUUAUACGGUGCAUUUAUUACAAGAAUUUUAACCUUGCCAUCUUGACAAAAAAUAAUCACGAAGCAUUUAUUUUAACAAAAAUUCGAUAUUGCGAAUAUUUUAAAAGUUCUGAUAAUUUAUAUGACUAAAGUUUUUUUAUCGAUAGGUAUCGACACUUUGAUAAUUUUAUUAUCAUUUCGCGUUUAUUGUCUUAUCUGAAACUCGGCUACUUCGCGUAUCGAAGUAUAAAUAAAUAAACUAAAGACGCGUGCUCAAAUCCGAGCGUGUAAGUUCGUCGGCGACCCUGGCACAAGCGAAUUCACGCUAAUUUUAGUUUUUGACUGAACGGAUAAAGGGACGAAACAGCGUUUUCGACGUCGACGUUGAAGUUUUAACCGAGAACGUUGGACGAGCAACGAUCAGAAAAAGGAAAGCACGGUUGUAACGCGGGUGAAACGUCUCAAUAUAAUUAAAGAGUGGAAAGAUCAGAUGCUGAAAGAAGAAGAAGAAGAAAAAAGGAAACGGCAAUCAAAGGCAACGAUCAUAAGGGACGAUCCAUGAAGAAGAAACGAAGAGGAAAAAUAAAUGAAGGCAGUGAGACGAAGGUUUAUUAUAAAAUCGUGAUACUGAACAAGAUAUCUUGUGAUAUGGAAUUUUAGACGUAUUGGGGUUCAUUACGAUGAACAUAGAUAAAAUAUAGAUAUAUUAUAUAUAUGUAUAUGAAGUGCGUAUAUAUAUAUUGUACUGUAAUGUCGUGACGCGCUAAUCAAGAACGAAGAAGAGCGCGAUUAUUAAAUGAACGUGCUUAGUGAGAAGUAGCCAGCUGAAGCAGGAUAAAUAAUGCGUUAAAAAGAAAAGAAAUACAGCGGCAAAGGAAGAAGAGAAUAGGUCUCGUGAAACGUUUCACGAUACGAUGUACGAUGAUAUCGUUCACGAUUCCUCCUCCCUCUUUAAUUUUACAUUUAAUUCCUUUUUAUCAUGUGAUUAUAUUAUACGACCGCGUACGAAUCUUAGAAUUGUACAACGGCGAUCGCGAACGUGUGUGUCUGAUUAAUCUCGCGAGAGAACGAACAUUCAUCAUUAUCUUUCUUAUUAUUUCUCUCAUUUUUUUUCUUUUUUUUUUUUUUAAAUAAACACGCGAAGGCACAUUGUCCCCCGCUGGUCGAGAAGAAACGCGAAGGAAAUAAGCAUAGCUGGAUCGAUCUUGGCGUAUUUCAAUUUUUUCAAUGACGCUUUAAGAAGAUCGAUCGUAAAUACCACUGCCAAUACCUUCCUCUAUAUAAGUUCGGCUCUCGUUUUCUCGUAAGUACAAGCGAUCGCACGUAUCAGUUACGAACCUAGUCCCCCCAGUGAAAUUUCAAUAAUCGUGCUCGUUGCAGAAACAAGGAAAUAGUAUAUUGGCAGAGGGAUAGGUGAUCUGAGUUGAUAUUUGAGUUAAGGAAGAAUUUCGUCGUUUAUGAUUUGGUAUGGCGAAGCGUAGCUAUUAUUCAUAACGAAUUAGUAUACUAAUAGAAAUUUGUUCCUUACUAUUUUGGGUCGCGUUGAAAUCGCAAAGCGUCGUUGGAAUAAUUUCUCAGUUGCGAAAAAUUUGCUAUUAGAUAAUUAAUUUCUAAAGCAAUUAAUUUCUAGCUGAGAGAAUUCCUCGCUUUCGAUUCGGUGCGACGAUAGUCUUUAAUUUAAAAUAAAUUUCAUAAAAAUUUCGCAAAAUUUAAUAUUUUUCAAAUUACAAUUAAUUUCCUAUUCAUUUUUCUGCCAAUCUACUCGUUUCCCAUGGCUCGUUCAAAGUGCUUACGCGUGUGACGAUUGUCAGUAAGCACAUCUCACUUAUGCAUACUAGGCACACGUUGAACGUAUACUAUCGCCGCGAUUACCAAUUAACAGAUAGACAAAUUGCUCGAGAGUUUACGUUUGACUUAAUUUCUAAUCACAAUCCUCACUGCUUUACUGUGAUUAACGUUAACUCACGUUCGUUGUCGGUGCAAACUUCGGCUCAAACCUAUCGCGUGUAUAUUUGUCGAUUGAUCUCGAAGAAGAUUGCCCAGAAAAUUAAUUCAGGCUCCUUCUCCUUCUUUUUAUUUUUAUUUUUAUUUUUUUUUUUUUAAUGUUUUCUGACGCGAAACGUGUAUAUAAGUACGAUGUAAGUGAUUAGCUUUUUCUCUCCUUUUCUGUGUCCUUUCUUUUUGUAUUAAUUGCCUUUUACUAUAACGCGUCCCGACGCCCAAUGAAGUUUAAGCGAUGUAGUUGUAGGCUUAUACGAGACAGGAUAUUUCAAGGUCUAGGCUUUAACUCAAGGUAAACGAGGGUGUGUUCCGAUUGUCUGGAAGAUGUACACAGAGAUUUAUCUGAAAGAAAACCUAACCGAUAUCCACCUUUUUUUCCUUGUUUCGAUCUUAUCUAUUUCAAAAUAUUGAUAGAUCUGCUGCGUUUCUAUGUAUUUGAUUGAUGGAUAUUAACACGUUAAAUACCGUGGGAAUUUAUCGUUUAUCCAUCGAUGACCCUCGCCAGAAAUUUAAUAUAGACUGAAAUAAAAUUCUAAGUUCAUUGAUAUUAUAUUUAUUUCAUAAGCUGGCAAGUGAAAAAUUCAAAUGAAAUAAUUAUAAUUAUAGCCUGUCGUAGGUCCAUUUUCUCUACGGUAUUUAAUGUCUUAAAUAUUCUUUAUAAAAUACCUACCGCUGCAUCAACCCCCCAAAAAAUCAGAACUAAUUCGAGUCAUCGUGAAAGUUUCAAACAUCGUAUCAUCAUAAAUAGAAUGAAUAAUAGAAAGUUCCUUUAGCGAUUUGCAACGAAGUGAGGUAGAUAAGGGAAAAGUACAGUUCGCAGAGCCAUGAAUUUGCGAUGUGCCUUUAUCGCGGAUACAAAUUAGUAAUCGCCUGCAAUUAUCAUAACGAAUUACUAAUCUGGAAUAAGUUUUCUCCAGGUAGAAACAACGUAGAGGUUCUUUAUUUCGUUUACUUUCCCACUUUCACCUUUCAAUGCUCUACUUAAUAGUAUAAUUCACUAAUUUAUUUAGAAAACGAAUAUCGCUGCAUUUCUUCAUUUCUUCAAACGAAUAUCGCAAAUUUAUUUAUUUAUACAUUUGCGUCCUUUUUAUUUUCUUCUCACCUCACUCUUCAUCUUAAAAAAGCAUGAUUUAUUAAUAUCCAUGACACCGUAUUAAAUGUUCUUAUUAAACCCCCACCACGUGAUGCGUAUGUAAUACGCCUGGUGCAUAACGCGUGUUACAUCAGGGUGCAUUUUAACCCCUUUUCACCCUGAUUACUUUAAGAUGCCUUUAUAUUUUAAAAUAGGACGCAUAGAAUAAUUAGAACUAUAAAAAUGAUUAUUUUCAAAUUUGAGACGUAAGUCGUGGAUGGCACCGAAAGUGCUGAGACUUAAUUUUUGACCAGGUAUUGCGAAGGAAAGGGUUAAUCUCGUGGAAGAAUACGGAGAUUUUAUCGGAUCGAUCGACGAGGCGUGCUGGCCCGAAGUUCGUUGAACGCAGCCACCUCGUUCCGUGACCUUCCCUCUUUCAGAUCUUGCCAUUCCGGUGAAUCGAUGCUCUCUCCCCCCCCCCCCCUCUCUCUACAAUCCUUAUCAUUCGUACAGUCAGACACGAAGGAACCUCUUCUCCUUGUCGUCUUAUCCCUCUUCAGACGCGUCCUCGAUGACCCUUCUUCGAGGACCAAUUCCCUUCCGACACACAAGGUGGAUAUUGUUACGGUUCCGAACACACCCGAUACGUAUUUGAGAAAAAGGAAAGAGAUAAUAAUUGUUUAAGAGAACUAGCGGUAAAUAAUAAUAGAUAAGGAACGAGGAUAAACGAUGUCGAAUGAACAAAAGGAGAGAAAAAAAGAAAACGGAAGUCGGGUUAGCUUGUAGGUCCUCGCCCCCCUCUUUUUUCGGUUCUUCUCUUUUCCUUGAUUUUCAACCCAGAGACGUGUAUAACAACGUGGCGAAGAAAGGUUGUGCCAAAUUUUAUAAUACUCGUCAAGGUAAAUAGAAAACGUGGGUCCAAAAAUCAUUCUAUUCUGAGUUAUAAAAAAAAUUGUAUUUUGUGUAAAGGGUGUUCGAUAAAGGUGUGUUUUUAAUUUAAAUUAAAUUUUUAAAUAAAUUCAACAUUUCUCAACGUUGAAACGAAACUCUCAGUUAAUAUCAAUAAUACUCAAACAUGGAUCUGGAAGUGUUUUAUUUUCAAUUUAUACAAAAAUUUUUCUAUUUAUUCUGACGAGUACUUCUUUUUAAAUUCCGCACAACCUUUUCCGAACACCCCGCGUCUCUCACCUUGUAUCUCUCUUCCGUAAGGAACGACCAAUUGAUCGUGCGCCAUAGCGUAUCAUGAAAUUUAUUUCCGGUUUAACGAAGCGUGCAUUUUUAUUCACUGCGAAGGGAAAAAAAAGCUGCUGUGUAUUCUAGCGGAUAGAUUCGAUUUUCCAAGAUACAGAAACGAACGAAGCCAACGAGCUUCGGCAAUUUAUUUAGGGGAUAACUUAUCUUGGUUAAAAUUAUUCUUUUUUUCAUGCUGGUAAACCGAUCGUUCCUUUUUUUUUUUUUUAAUAAUGCAGUUUAAUAAAAUCGUAAAAUUUUAACGACUUCCUGUUGUACGACGUCAAAUUUGGAUUUUUUUAUAUGCAUGAACGAAAUCAAUAUUCUUGUUUUAUUUCAAACACGGUAGAAUACACGGUACGCGAGUCCAAUACCGAUUUUCGUACAAACAAGAUUCCAAAUGAAAAAACACUCGUGCUACCGUUUGAAAUUUCAUAAUCAUCGAAACACCUGUACUACAUUUGUACAAUAAAAAAAAAAAAUACUGAGAUAAUAAUUGUACAAAAUAGACAAGCGUACCCUGCCCUGAUUUUUAUGAUGUUCGUUUUACGAUAUACGUUUCUGCACACACGCGCGCUUUCUGUACUCGCGAAAUUGUCUUCAGGAAGUGGCCUCUAACAUAUUCUACGUGUAAUUCGUUUUUACCCGCAUCGAAAAACCUUCUCGUUUAAUCGCAGGUGUUUCAUUCGUUCGCGUCGACAGACGCCGCUGCAACGAUGCGAAACGAGCGUAAUUAAUUAUGUCUUUCAUUUUGUAGGAGGUUUACAUUGUCGUAUUCUCGGGUUGUAUGAUACUCGAAGUCGCAGGAAACCCGUGCGUUUCUUUUCUCGCAGUCUAAUUUUAAUCGAACGACUCCUAACGAAUAUCUAUCAGCGUCUUGUAUUCAAUUGUGUACCUCGAUUUGUAUAUAAAAAGUAAAAAAAAA